Symbiodinium necroappetens is the source of this 2775-nucleotide messenger RNA. The record is from the annotation of a GenBank genome assembly. NCBI's taxonomy places the organism in Eukaryota, Dinophyceae, Suessiales, Symbiodiniaceae.
GCAACCAAAGAGGAAAUGUUGGAGAAGUUUGGUUCCAUUGAAGACCGACUUCAGAAGGAGCUCUCGCUGGAGCCAAUCCGCCAGGCCUUGGACGAGCUCCGGGCAGAUGUCCGGCAGCUCCAGGCCCAGAAAGUGGAUGAAGCAGAUGCUGCCUUGGACCGCGAGAAGACGAUGGUGCUGCCGUGCAUCACCGCUGCAGAAGUUGGCUCGGGUGCAGCACGAGGUCUGGGAAUUGGACCCCUCUCGCAUCUCCUUCGCAGUUGCCAAGGGCUCCAGGAGGAUGCAGCGAAGCAGGUGAGCCUUGCCAUAGACCUUGCUCGUCGGGCAGCAAGCUGCUGUACAGAGCUUCCGUCAGACUGGCCGGCGACGCAGAGUUGGUGGCAAUUCAGCGAUGCUUGGCCACCCUAUGUGGCGAAGCUCCUCAUCGCAUUGACAGAUGGGGCGCGAAGAGCAACGGAGACCUGCCGACCGGGCGCCGACGCUGCGGUUCGCUGGGCGGAAGCCGCGGCAGAGCGCUGUUGGUCUUCAGGUGCAGCAUCUUCCGAAGCGGCCCUCGCAGCUCUGCAGGGCGAGCUGAAGUCGGCGGCAUCUUUGGCGAGCGCGAGGACGAGACAGAUACUGGCAACUGCCGAGCAGCUCGAGUCCGGCGAAGACGGCGGAAGUGGGCGAGCUUUGGCCCAACUUCUGCGAAGCCUGUCUCUUGGCACGCCUGUGAACCGGAUCCCGGAGUUCCAGGAUGCAGAGCCUGGCCUGCUAGUUCGCUUCUUCUGUGCUGCUGCAUCCACCGCCUUGCUGGAACUGCGCACAAUCAAUCUGGCCGUGCACCUGACAUGGACCUGGCAGCUCGAAGAGACUGCAGAAAUGCACGAAGCCGAUUCAGAGGUUAUGAUGUCUCUGCGUGCUUCUGGCAGCUACCUGCGCCCUGAGGUUCUCGGGUACUCUGAGUUGCGCCGCAGCCUCGAGAAGAGUCGUGAGUCCCUGUCGCUGAGACGCGCACGCGCACUGGGGCAGAUUGGGGAGGUGGCCAACAAGUCUGAGGAGGCGUUGCUGGUGAUCGGCCUUUCCAUGCACAACACCUACAGCCAAGUUAUGCACUGCAAAGAUGAGGUGCGCAAACAUUUGCCGGAAGGAGUGCGUGUGCUGCUGCUCGAGGAGUACUUCGUAAAGAAUGCGCCGCAGCUGGCGAUUGAAAUGCGAAGCCAGGAAGAAGAUCCGAGGGUGGAGCUGGUCCUGAGGCCAACCUUUGGCUUGCAUUACCGCGAUGCAGACUUGUGGGACCAGGCUCCUUCUCUCGCGAGGAGGAAAUGUGUGCAGGCACGCAGCUGCUGGAGAAUGCAAUUGCACGAGGAUGGGCCCAGUCUGCUCGUCGACACUUCUGGGGACGACCACCCAACUGGCCCAGGCUGCUGGUAUCGCCUGCCUAGCGGCUGCCCGACUUCGAUGGACCCCCUCUUGCAACAGCGGGACUGGCGCAGAGAUGCCUGGGGCGAAAAAUCCUUUGGAGCAGGCGUUGACGCCAGAAGCUGUCUCGAGCUGCGCAGAACCUCCUUCAACCAGUGGUGUGGCAUCCAAGAUGUCCAAAUGCACUACGUGUCAGAUGCUUCCAAGUGGCAAGCCAAAACGGGACCUCGUGUUGCGGAAGUGCUCAGCGCAUUGUCCAGCUCAGAAAGGCCGAGCAUGGUCGGUGUCGAACCUCUCGAAGCGGAGGUGAGCCGCGCUGGUCUGCCCCGCACAUUUGAGAGCUAUGUCUGGUGGCAUUCAAAGACCCUGGCCAAGCUGAGAGCAGGUGCCUUGACCAGCGCGAAGUUUCUGGUCUGGGCCUGCCAACCGGCCUUACCUUGCGGGGGUCAUGGGGACCGGCUGAAGGGCAUCGUGGCAGCCUUCGUGUUGGCAGUCCUCACCGGGCGCCUCUUUUUGCUGGACUCUCCUGAUCCCUGGGACCUGCGACUCUUCCUCGAGCCGGCUCUGCUGGACUGGAGAUCUGUUGGACUCGCUGGCCUUGCAUCUGGCAAGCAUGUCCUUUGGGACCAUGACCUCUUCGAGGAGACUUAUUUGCAUCAGCUUCUCCAGACGGAAGAUCCGGUUUGGGUGUUGUACACCAACAAGAAAUCACUACUCGGGCCCAUUCUUCGGAGCCCAUGGCUCGCAGAGCGUGCGAAAAUGGCAGGGAUUCUGGAUAUCCCUCACCUGACCAAGCAGGUGUGGUCUCUCCUUUUCCGACCCACGCAAGCUUUGGAGAAGCAGUGGCGGAAGCUUCAGAAAGAGCUCGGGCAAGGCUACAUUGCUUUGCACCAUCGCGCCGGUGACAUCACCGCUGGCUUCGGCAUGGUCAACGGAGAGGUCGACAUCCGCAGCCAAAGCCGGAUGGAAGUGUUGAACCUUCUGACCUGCGCUCACCACCUUGAGCAGCACCUGAAGCUGCCCUCCUCGACAAAGUGGUAUCUGGCCGCAGACACCCCAGCUGUCACGGAAGUGCCGCAGGUACAGACUUGGCAGAGCUCAGGCAAGCUAGUCAUCCGGAACGCCAGCAGGCGCGCUCACUUGGUGAAAGAGGGCCUGGUCCCACCCUGCGGAUCGCUGGGAGAGAAGGCUGAUGUCGAGCGAUCUCCCCUGCAUGCUGUUCCGGCUGCGGAAUCUUUAGCUCGCGUGGGUGAUGCCUGGGUGGACUUCCUCGCCAUAUCCCGGGCAGCAGCAGCUGUACUAUCAUCAAGCGCCUUUAGCACGAUGGCAGCCGAGGCUUCCGGACUAGAACACGCCUUCCACUCGCACGGCUGC